Molecule: messenger RNA, 3161 nt
Organism: Lates calcarifer (barramundi perch)
Lineage: Eukaryota; Metazoa; Chordata; Actinopteri; Centropomidae
Gene: gpm6bb
Product: glycoprotein M6Bb
Exons: 7
Coding region: 165-971 (268 amino acids)
Biological process (GO): axon development; central nervous system myelination
Cellular component (GO): myelin sheath; plasma membrane
Molecular function (GO): structural constituent of myelin sheath
Source: RefSeq, a predicted model, not a curated record
UGACGUCACUCAGGCUGUCUCCAAAGAGACGCAGCGUUUAGUGAGUGUUGGGGCAGCCAGGCGGCCAGUGUGCAUCCCAGGACGCAACACCAGAGUAGCUGGGGCUCAACUUUCGCUUGAUCGCUAAACUUCGGACGCUUUGGGGGAAACUUACGGAGAAGAAAAUGGGUUGCUUUGAGUGCUGCAUUAAAUGUUUAGGCGGGGUGCCGUAUGCAUCGCUGGUGGCUACGAUCCUCUGCUUCUCUGGCGUUGCCUUGUUCUGUGGAUGUGGCCACGUGGCUCUCACUGGCACUGUGACCAUCCUGGAAACCCACUUCUCCAAGGUCACCAGUGAUCAUGCCAUGCUGACUGACGUAAUACAGCUGAUGCAGUAUGUCAUUUAUGGCAUCGCUUCGUUUUUCUUCCUGUAUGGGAUCAUUCUGCUGGCUGAGGGCUUCUACACAACCAGCGCCGUCAAGGAACUCCACAGCGAGUUCAAGACCACCAUCUGUGGACGCUGCAUCAGUGGAAUGUUUGUGUUCCUCACGUACAUUCUGGGUGUGGCCUGGCUUGGUGUGUUUGGCUUCUCUGCUGUGCCAGUCUUCCUCUUCUACAACAUGUGGUCUACCUGUGCUGCCAUGAAGUCUCCCAUGGCCAACCUCACCAACAUUGACUCCAUAUGCGUGGAUGUUCGUCAGUAUGGAAUUAUCCCAUGGAAUGCCACACCAGGCAAGGCCUGUGGAUCUACGCUAGGUGACAUCUGCAACACCAGUGAGUUUUACCUGUCUUAUCACCUGUACAUCGUAGCAUGUGCUGGGGCAGGAGCCACUGUGAUUGCUCUGAUCCACUUCCUCAUGAUUCUCUCAGCAAACUGGGCCUACCUUAAGGAUGCCAGUCAAAUGCAUGCCUACCAAGACAUCAAAAUGAAGGAAGAGCGGGAGCUGCAGGACAUCACUUCACGCUCAAAGGAAUGCCUCAAUUCCUACACAUAAGGAUAUUACACACUCAUGCUCACACUCACACUCCACAUAAACAUACUUAUACACACACACACACACAUACAAAGACACAUAGACACUGUGGCAAACCACUGUGGCCCCUUUGGACCAAGACAAUACUCAGCUAAAAUAACCUGCCAACUGCCCUGACACUGUGCAGUACUAACCAGGCUCCUAACACACUAAUGCAUCAGUGUUGCUUUCUGCACUAACUCACCAAGAGGUGUUUUGGAACCGCUAUAUAAAGUUUCAUUCAUGUUGAUUUUUUAUUUUCUAUUUUUCUUGAGGGAAAACUUGAUAUUCAUGCUGUCUUUCAUUUUCUCUAGCCCUAUUUUAUAACCAGUUUUUGCUGGUGAAGCUUGAGACAUUGCACUAUUCUUAUAAAACGCAUAACAGUGAGUUUGUUUCACAGUCUUGCUCUGUCUUUCUUCUGAGCUGGUGGGGCCAGUUUUCAACAAGGGAAUGUAUCACUUUUUGUUUAUUUUUGCUCUUUUUCAAUCAAAAAUGCAGAUUAAUUAUACACAACAUGAAAGGCCUUACAUCCAGUAAGAGUUAUUGUGUCACACAGUACUGACUCAAUACUUACUACAUUUCAAAAGAUGUUUUACUUUCACUUCACAGUUAGGGAACAGGUCAAAUACACAAUAUGCACGACAUUCUGUUGUAAAAGUGGUGGUUACAUGUACUCUCUAAAUCUAGAGUCCUUUCUACUUAAGUUCUUAACUGCAUUACCAUCUCAAUUAGUGAUAAUUUGAGUCUUGAUCUUUGGUUUUAGAUUCUAAUUUUCAUUGUAGAGCUACAUGAAAGUCACACAGAACUCUCAUGGCCUACAUUAACACUACCUCAGGUGUGCACUAGAACCUCUGGAACACUUCUCCCCUGUAAAACUAUGGUUUGAAAAUCCCACCUCAAUUGCAAAAAGAUGCCUCAAACACACAGUAUGCAUUUAGGUAGCUGCAAAGUAAACCAAACACAGACAAACAGACACACACGUCAGGAGCUCUUCUGCAUCACAGCAUCAGAGAAUUUUUUAUGAGUAAUCCCUUUAGAAUAACUUGCUCGUUAAAUGUGGAUUGCUGCCAAUAAUGAGAUGUGUAUCCAUUUGGGCAAAUGAAAAAAAGAUCAAGACUUGCCAAUGAAGAGAGCUCCAUGAUCCUUCAGUAAACAGUUCUAGCUUAUUGUGUAAUGUAAAAUAUGAUCAAAAUCAACUUGAUUUUAAAAACUGUAUGAAUCAAACUGUGUCCCAUGUGUAUUGGUACUAUGAAAAAAAACAAACAAACUAUUGAUUGAAACAGAUCUGAAGAACUUAUGGUGUGAACUGUACAUUUAUCAAGAUUUUGUGUCUUGUUAUUACAGAAGACAAAAACCACUUUUUCUUAAUUUUCUCUGAUUGCAUCUUUUUUGAUGUGCAGUUGUCAUAAUACUGACAUAAUUACUUGUGAGCUUUUAUUUCUGUUAGUUGAGUUACAGGGUUAACUUGAUGUUUCUUAGUUGCAUGAAGAAAAUUGUUUCUGCAGCGACACGUGAUGUACAGUCAUGUAUACUGACAUCGGUAGUAGGCAGUGUUUGCCUCUUUCUUUUUUUCCUAACCAAUUACAAAAUUAAUCCAUUUUAUGUAGCUGAUUAGUUAUAGAUAUUUUUUUAGGUUCUUUUACUCAAGUCAAAAGUCUAUACAUCCUAUAUUAUUUUGUUGCCUGAUAGUAUAUCUGUAUUUUCUAUGAAUGUCAAGGGCUUCCUCGUGAAUUACUGAUGCUUAACUUUUGAUUCAACUUUCAAAUAACAGUUAGUCGCAACACCAGUCAUAUGUAUUACUGUAUGGCAAUCUUAAAUUUAGCCAAAGUAUGAAUGCCAUUGUGACUCUGUGCCCAGUGUUUUACACAGUAUCUCUGAGAUGCUGUAGCACCAAACCUGCAUUGUUCUACCCAUGACUAAUAGCCACAGGUGGACAGAGGCAGAGAUGAAAGGUGACAGAUGUACAUGAAGCUGUGGUACGUCACAUUUCAUCUUUGUAUGCUGUGUUCCCUGUUAAAUGAACCAAAAAACUAAAGAAUAAAGGCUACCUAUCAAUCACCAGAAGGACAACAAUCCAGCAUCCUGUCUGACUGGAAACCCCUUCAUGACAUAACUCAACUGGCCUGUUGACUGUUUUUAUGAAAAUAAAAAAUAAAAUAAAACAAACCUCUA